This is a messenger RNA of Durusdinium trenchii, 1395 nucleotides long. NCBI's taxonomy places the organism in Eukaryota, Dinophyceae, Suessiales, Symbiodiniaceae. The record is from the annotation of a GenBank genome assembly.
AUGACCAUUGGAAUCGAUCUUCUUCGGAAGGACAAGGGAGGAGACCCCGAGUUGGUGAAAGAGUCGGAGAAGCGCCGCUUUCGCGAUCCGAAGCUCAUCGACCAGGUCCUGGAGUUGGACACCCUUUGGGUGAAGCAGAAGUUCCAGUUGGAUGAGAAGCGAAAAGAGGUGAACAAGGUCCAAAGCCAGAUCACCGAGAAAAAGAAAGCCUCCAAAGGUGCUGAUAAAUGCGAAGACCUGUUAGAGCAGAAGACCUCGCUGGAGGGCGAAGCCGCCAACAUGGAAAAGGUCUGUGAUGAGACGAUAUUCCAAAGGGACAAGCUUUUGGGCUCGAUCGGCAACAUGGUCCAUGAUAGCGUUCCCGUUUCUCAAGAUGAGGAUAAGGACAACAAGGUCGUUGCUACCUGGGGCGUUCCUCGUAGCUUUGGCGGCAAGACCUACCAGGCGAACGGCUUUCGUCCGCACUUCGAACUGCUGGAGAUGAUCGGCGCGGUGGAGUUCGACGCCGGCAACGAGGUUGCCGGGCAUCGCGGCUACUUUUUGACGGGGCCGGGGGUGCUGCUGAACCAGGCACUGAUCAAUUAUGGCAUUGCCUUCCUCUCACAGCGUGGCUACACUCCAUUGCAGCCUCCGUUCUUCAUGAAGAAGGACCUGAUGGCGCGAACCGCUGAGUUGGCUGACUACGAUGAUGUCCUCUACAAGGUCAUCGAAGACAAGGAGCAUCCCGAGUUGGACAAGUACCUCAUUGCCACCUCGGAGCAGCCAAUCUCUGCUUUCCACAGGGGGCAGAAUAUUGACAAGACGCGCUUCCCGCUGCGCUACGUGGGCCUUUCGUCGUGCUUUCGACGUGAAGCAGGCAGCAGCGGUCGAGAUAUUCGCGGCAUUUUUCGAGUGCACCAGUUUGAGAAGAUUGAGCAGUUUGUCCUAAGCGAUCCGGAGAAGUCCUGGGAUGAGCAUGAGUCGAUGAUCGCCAUGGCUCAGGAGUUCUACCAGAGCUUGGGCAUUCCCUACCGAACGGUGGCCAUCGUCUCCGGUGAGCUGAACAACGCCGCGGCCAAGAAGUAUGACUUGGAAGGUUGGUUCCCCGGUGAUGCGGAAGGCAAAGGCAAGUACAGGGAGUUGGUCUCGUGCUCGAACUGUACAGACUAUCAGGCACGUGCGAUGCAAACCAAGUUCGGCUUCAGACCAGAGGAUCCGUUUUGCCACAUGCUGAAUAGCACGCUUUGCGCCACUGAGAGAGCGAUGUGCUGCGUGGUGGAAAACUAUCAAGAAGAGGAUGGAGUACGGGUGCCUCGUGCUUUGGUGCCCUUCCUCCUCGGUCAGGACCAGCGAAGAAAUGUAGCUCGAACAUCGCAUGCAAUGGAGGACCUAAUAGCCAUGGCGUCCAACCUAUAG